GCGGACAGGAGUCGAGGCGACAACCGGCAAUAACCUGAAUGAAAUUGCACAAUAUUUAUGCAGUUAAUACACACAGAAUCUCAAACUGAGUGGUGUUUCAUUGUCAUCAGAUAUAACUUCCUGAGGAGGCGCCUCCUCCCUCGCCUCCCCUGACGAGCCGCGACUGCUAAUAUGUCAUGGCUUGAUGGGGAAUGUCAGAGCUAUAGUAACCACCCUCUCCUUCCAUCUCUAGAUGACAGAGGCAGAUGUGUGAGGAAUAGACAUGGACAUGGUGUACCUGCGGACCAGCAGAUACACACUGGAGAGGGAUGUGCCCAUAGUACGCCUUGAGAAAAAUGCUGAACUCAGGGAAAUUUAUGAAUUUGGAAGGAAAUUGGGUCAAGGUAGCUUCGGAGUUGUUUAUGAGGCCACCCACAUUGAGACACAGACAAACUGGGCUAUUAAGGAGGUUUGCAAACCAGCGGCAGGAAGUUCAAAAGUCAAGAUGCUGGGGCACGAAAUAAACAUCCUCAAACAAGUGAAUCAUGCCCACAUCAUACAUCUAAAGGAAGUCUACGACACGCCGAGGACGACGUAUUUGGUUACUGAGCUGUGCGCUGGAGGUGAACUGAAGCAGCUGUUGCUGCGGAAAAAGUUCUUUACAGAGGACGAGACGAGGCAUAUCAUCUCUACCUUGGCUGAUGCUGUUGUCUACCUUCACAAAAGAGACAUUGUGCACCGCGACUUGAAACUUGAGAACAUUCUUGUGAAAUCUCCUAAUGAGGGUGAUAAUGACAGGAUUCAUAUCAAGGUGACAGACUUUGGAUUAUCGGUGCAGACAGGCGGUGUAGGGAUUGAGAACAUUAUGACGGAGGCCUGUGGGACUCUUAUCUAUAUGGCUCCUGAAAUGAUGAGCGGCCGUGGUUACAGCCAUUGGUGUGAUAUGUGGAGCAUAGGAGUCGUCAUGUAUAUGUUGCUGUGUGGGGAGCCUCCGUUUUUGUCAAAGACAAAGACAAACUUACUCGAGGAAAUUAUAAACAAAGAUGUCACAUUUACUCAAUCCAUCUGGGCCACAGUCAGUGAUGCAGCGAAAAAUAUACUGACUUGCCUCCUGCGGGUUGACCCUGCCUACCGCAUGUCUGCUAAUCAGCUACUAGAAAACCCAUGGAUUACAGGUGACACUAAUGUGCCUGCUAUACCGUCCAACGUGCUGGAUAUGAUGCGCAACCAACUGGAAGAGGAGGAGAGAGGACGGACGCUGGAGGACUUGUCCCUCACCUCCACUGAGGACACAAUUGACGUCCUCCCUCCGGUCCCCGGGCCAACAUGUGUAGAAAUGGACAGUUACUGCAGUAGCUUUGGGAGAGACAACAGCUUCUACACACCCGCCACAUCCACCAAGCAGAUCCCAUUGGUGAAGAAACUAAACGUCAUGGAAUCCAAAUCUCUCAUGUUCGUCUUUGGGUUUCUCUUGUAUCUUGGUAUAAAGACUAAAGACAACGGAGGCAGACUCCAGCAGGACAAGUACAAAAAUGGCUCUGAAACCUGGCGACCAUCUCGACCCACCACCACAAAGUCUCGUGCCAGUGAGAAUACCACACAGCCGAGUGCAAAUCAGCGCAGGCCUCAGGACAAGAAGGACGUCAGCACAGGACACAAAUCAGCCUCUGACGACCAGAGACCCUCUACCUCCGGUAAAAGUAGGACCGAGCAUUGAAAACCUCCUCCUUAUACCAAUUCAGAGUAAAACUGGAAAUUAGGACGCUUUGGACGAAAGCGUCAGCUAAAUGAAUGUAAUGUAAUGAGAAGAAAAACAAUGAGCCACAUCAUGCGUGAGAAAAGGACUGAGAGUGAACAUACAAGUGGGAGAGCAAAAGAGAGUGAGUGAGUGAGUGAGACACCAUUUCAUGUAAUUCUGGUUAUUUGAUGUAAUCCUGUGAUGUAUCAGCGGAGUGAAUGUAACUACUGUGAACGGUGAAGACUUUAUGGUUGAUGAGCUAAGCAGCAAAACAGUGCAAGACGUUCAAAACCACGUAGCCGAGUGUGGAGCCUCAGCAGUGCCUCGUGCCAAAGGAAAGGGAACCUGGUCUGAGGUGUUAAACUACUGCACACCGUCACAAAGCCAACUAUUUGAGAAUGCCAAGCAACCCAAAUAUAGACAGACACUUUUUCCAAGUGGCCACAAAAACAGAUUAAAUGAGCUUCUAAUUGAACGCUUUUAUUAUAGAGCAGCUACCUAGAGUAAGUCACCCAGGAGAUUUGAGCACGGCACAGCUCACUCUUUAAUAAAUCUGUUAGUAAGUCAUUUACUUAGUUCUAGCAUCAUUAUUAAUGUUCUCUCUUUAUUUAUAUACAUGGUGAUUGUACGCCUUCUCCAUAUAGAAAGUAGUAGUCACUUAAAAAAGAGUGAAUGUUAAUUUACUGCUCUGAGAAAAGUAAUCAUUGGCUCUGGGCCCACGGGGAUGUAUUAAUAUGGUCAGAAUAUCCAAACGUACAAAUCGAUUCCUCGACAAAUGUGUGAUUACAACUUGAAGCAGUCAAAUCACAAUUUUUUUUGUAAAGAAAGUUAUAAAAUGUGCCAAAAAUCAUAAAAACAGAAUUGUUUGCUAAUUUAUAUUGAAAAAAAACACACAAAAUCUUUUGUGUUGUUAUAUGAUUACUAAUAAAUUGCAGAGAACAGUCAAAAAGAGUACAGGGGAUUGUACAGGAUAUUGUCUCACAACAACAAAGUACACAAUUGGGAUUUUCUUUCUUUCCUUUUUUCUGUUCUGACCUCUCAAUUCCAAAAAUGCCCUAUAUGCAGUGACUGCAUCCACUCAGUGUCAAAACAGAAAAACUGUCACACAGGCUGGUUACGCUCCAUCUGAAUGCAGAGGAUUGGGACUGGGGGCAGCCACGGGUCUAAUCUCGUUUGGAGGCCAUUGAAAGCAGUAGGAGCUACUUUGAGGGCACUGCCAUUCAAACACAGGUUUUUUCCACUGCAAAGAGAAUAAUCCCCAGCAUAGAUUCAACAUUAAAGUAGCCAAGCAUAACACACAGAGGCUGAAUUUCAAAUUCACCCAUUUGCAUGCUUGAAGUGAAUGAGUGCCAACAAUGUAUCCCUGUGCUCAUAGACAGGCUCUGUGUUUUAGUGUGCGUGUGUAAAUGUGCCGUGUGUUUUUACUGAAGCUAUUUUCAAAAUGUAUAUCUUUAUUUCAAGAGUGUUAAAAGUGAGGACAUGCAGGAUGUUUACCCCCAUCACAUUCUGUCCGGGCGGAUAACACUGACCUUGACUGAUGGUCCUUAACCUCAUGAAUAUAUAUGCAUAACAGUUUUUUCAUUGUCCUUUGUUGGAUUUGUUUUAAAAACAUUUCAUGAGGAUGAACAAAUGACAAGUGAAUUAUCUUUGAUUUAAGCUUCUUGCCAAAAAACAUAAAAUAAAAUAAAAAUACUGCGACAUUAUUGACGCACUGUUUGCCUUUGGUUUACUGGUAUAAACAGCAGAUGGAGCUGUAGUAAGUUGCUGCAUUCAUUUCCUGGAGUUAGUCUGACAGGAGAGUGCUCUCCUUAAAGCUUCCUACCUAGUUCUGUGCAUGAGGAUGUGUAAUUAGAAUUGAUUGCUUGAGUCAGUGCCCAUUAAAACGGUGAUGUUCAUGUAAUCUGUCACUAAUUAAUGUGCUGAAUGGUUAUGUCUUGAUGGUCUUUUCAAACAAAAUAAAUGUUUAAGACCUG
Molecule: messenger RNA, 3690 nt
Organism: Scophthalmus maximus (turbot)
Lineage: Eukaryota; Metazoa; Chordata; Actinopteri; Pleuronectiformes; Scophthalmidae
Gene: stk33
Product: serine/threonine kinase 33
Exons: 13
Coding region: 263-1696 (477 amino acids)
Biological process (GO): protein phosphorylation
Molecular function (GO): ATP binding; protein kinase activity
Source: RefSeq, a predicted model, not a curated record